Molecule: messenger RNA, 4002 nt
Organism: Cladophialophora immunda
Lineage: Eukaryota; Fungi; Ascomycota; Eurotiomycetes; Chaetothyriales; Herpotrichiellaceae
Exons: 1
Coding region: 146-3817 (1223 amino acids)
Biological process (GO): sister chromatid cohesion
Cellular component (GO): chromatin; cohesin complex; nucleus
Molecular function (GO): chromatin binding
Source: RefSeq, a predicted model, not a curated record
UGCGCAUUUGCGCCUUCCUGCUCCUCCGCCUAUUUGACCUCCAAUUCGUUGAAAUUGGGCCAUUCACCAGGCCGCCACUGUCUACAUUCCCCUUUUCGAGCCUCGCAACGUGGUCUUCCACAACCAACCCCGCCAGUGGGAAAUCAUGGAACUCAUCGAUAGCGCACAGAAUGACCCACCAGAAUCCCGUCGCCGGUCAGGCAGAGUGGCUCGCAAGCCCGAAAUCUACUCGCAGGAAUUUCGCGACAAUGGUGUGCUCACGAAUGGUGCUGGCAAAAGAAAAAGAGUAGCGGAAUCGCCUGACGGAGAAGACGAUGAUGAAGACGACGAGUCCGAGGAAGAGGAUGAAGAAGAGGACGACGAGGACGACGAGGAUGAGGGUGAGCCAGACGAGGAGGAAGUGAGAGCCCAACGACGAGCGCAGAGAGCAAAAGCAGCCGCUGCAAAGCCUGCAACUAAGCGCGCAAAGACAACCUCCGGGACCAGCACAGCCUUGGCCAUUCGGUCAGCUAACAUUCAAAGAAAACCUGCUGUACGUGCCUCAAAAUCAAGCAAAGCGCGUGCCCGACCCAGCCAGGCGCAUCAACAAGGACUCUACGCCGAAGUUUUCGGGAGGGGACAGUCGCCCGAAGAUGCCGCCUCUUCGUGGUUUGAAGCGGCACAAAAGGACAGUGUCCGAGCGUUGCGAGACCUGGUCAACUUUAUCCUCCAAUGCAUAGGCUGUAACUCGAAAGUCGAGCAACAGGAUAUUCAAGAUCUGGACUCAGUCCCGAGCAAACUUGACGAUGUUCUUCAGGAAUACGAACAGCAAAAGCCCCCGGACUACCCACUUAUCUCAAAGCACAAAUAUUACGCAGGAUUUCAGGGCGUCCUGGAGGAAUUCUUCAGGGCUAUCAUCAGAGUACUGCAUACGUCCUCUGCCUUCUAUGACCAACCCGAAAUUUACGACAACAUCCACGUCUGGGUUGCCACAAUGUCAGGUGCAAACUACAAGUCCUUCAGACACACUGCGACGAUAAUCUCCUUGGCUAUGAGCACUGCUCUUUGCGAAGUGGCAAAAGAGUUGCAGGAUAUUAUGGCAACGUCAAAGGCCCAACUUGAUGCCGAGAAGAAGAAGAAGAACCCUAACAAGGGCCGAAUCAAGACCAUUGAAGAGAGUCAGAGAGCUGCCGAGAUCAAGCUUGACGCUAUCGACACUCAGUUGCGAGACGCCUUUGAUACGGUCUACGUCCACAGGUACCGAGAUGUAGAAGAGAGAAUUCGUGCUCCCUGUGUUGCAGCGCUGGGAAACUGGAUCGUGCUUUACCGCAAAAUGUUCCUCGAAGGCCAGUAUCUGCGAUAUCUCGGCUGGGUCCUGAACGACACGAGUGCCCGUACCAGACUUGAGGAUAUCAAGCAACUGAAGAAAUUAUUCAACAACAAGAACAACAUUGCCGCUCUGAGAGCCUUCACCGAUCGAUUUCGGUCAAGGCUGGUGGAAAUGGGCGCGAGGGAUGCCGACACCAGCGUAAGGGUGGAGGCUAUUGAGCUGCUCGACCGACUCCGAGAUGCCGAACUUCUGGAACCCGAUGAUAUCGACACCAUUGGACGAUUGAUCUUCGACAGUGAGCCUCGAAUCAGAAAAGCGGUCGCCAAAUUCUUUGUCUCCAACAUUGAAGACCUUUAUCGAGCAACGAUUGAGGACUUCGAAGAGACUCUGUACGAUGCGGCGCUUCCGGAUGCGAAAGACGUAGAGGAGCUGAUGGUUCCCACUAAAUCCUGGAUCAAGUUCAAGUGUUUGGGGUCGGUCCUUGCUGGAUACGACAACGAUGAAGAAUCACUGGAUGGGACGACUGUUCAGCCUCUGGCUAUGAAAUCCAUUUCAGACUCGCGGUAUACUCUUGCCACACAGUCGAUCUUCCCUUACAUGACAGAGUUGCACAUGUGGGAAAACUUGGCAGGCUAUCUCCUCUACGAUCACACUUCCAUCCCAUCGCAGGGCGACGAUGAUGACAUCGACUUCCAGGUUCAGCAAGCAUACAAGCUGAGUGCGGGCGAAGAUACCAUCCUCCUAGACGUUCUGCACGCAGCCGUCAAAUCAUAUCUGCAGUCCAUACUAGAACCUCCGGCCGGACGCAGAACCAAUGCCAUGAGAGAUCAGAUCCGGGAGAAACAAGAAUCGGCAGCGCAGAAUCUAACGGCCCUGCUUCCUCAAUUGUUGAACAAAUUCGGCAGUGCGCCACAAGCCGCGUCCUCCAUCCUCCGUAUUGAACAGCUGCUCGAUAUGGGCUUGAUCAAUGAGUUACAGAGCGGCGAAGCCAGCUAUUCGGCAAUCCUCGACGAUAUCACGAAACAAUUCACGUCCCACUCGGACAAGCAAGUUCUCGCAGCGGCCAGUGCAGCUCUGCGGAAUGCGCGGAGCUACGAACCGAGUAAAGAGGCCGCCAAUGCGAAAGUUCAGGAGAUUUGGACUGAAUCCGUCACAACGUUGGCGAAUCUUCUUCAAGGUGAGGGUAUAGGGACACGAGGCACGCUCGACAAGCCUUCACUUGCUGAGGUUGUGAACACCAUCAUUCGGCUCGCUGAGCUGGCAGGCGUGCAUGACUGCAGCCAUGUGAUUGAAGGGAAAUUUGGGCCUGGACCGUCGAGGAAACGAAAAGGCAACACAGGCAGCCCGCCAACUCUGCUCAGCCUGUUGUUGCAACUCUUACAAAGGGGUGUACCCGACCAGGACACCACGGCUGCUUUUGCGGAGCUCGAAGAUCACUUAUGCGCUGCUGUCGUCGAGCUGUUCUCGCGCUAUUUCCGCUGGAAAAUGUUCGGGCUGAAAAAGGCGAUCAACACCAACGACGAGGCACAGCUGUCCACCACCUCAUUGGAUGAGUUCGCCAGGACACGGAGGGAAUUCGUGGACAACAUCGCCUCUGUGAUUCAAAUGCGCAGGCCUCUUGACCCAGUGCGAUACCAAGCUAUCCUGAGUGUGCUAGAGCUCUUCGCCCUCUUCGCCACGAUAAGAAACAUGAGGCCUGAGAAAGGUGACCUGGAUGAUGACUUAGAACAGAAUCUGCGGAGUCUGAUCACGUAUAUUCCAGACGAUAUUGUCAAGGAAGUCAUGAUCACGUACGAAAAGAUGGAGCAAUCGUUCGCGAAGAAGACGCAUCGGAAGAUUGAAUCCAUCAGUCAAAAAAGAAAACCAAAAGGUUCGGCCGGUGGGAACGAGGAAGAUGAAGAGGAUAUUGAGAAACCGCCUGAAGAUUCGGAUGAGGAACGAGAUGGAUCAGAUGACGGAGAGGACGAGGAUGAGAUGGAUGAGGACGAGGAGAGAAAGAAAGGCAGGAGUGCAAAGAAACAAGCUGCCCUCCUGACCGAACAGAAGCUCUGCGAAUUGACGAGCAAAAUCAUCUUUACGCUUGUGGGCGGUACGAUCCGCAAUGAAAAGGCUGUACGGGAACGACUUAUGCUGAAUCGCACAAAGCUGGGCAAGAACUAUUCUGUCUUGGUGGGGUAUUUGGAUGAAAAGAAGAAACCAGCAGAUAGGAAGGAGGCAAAGGACGUUUCAGAAAAGGAGAAGGCUGGCAAGAAAGGGGAUAAGGAGAAAGACAAAGCCGGCAAGAAAGCAAUCUCGGUAGAAAUGGUGCUGGAGGAUGAUGACAUCGAUGAUCCCGAUGCACCUCUGAAUGAGGAGGAACAGGAUGAAGACGAGGCGCAACGACAGCGCGAAUUGCAGGAAGACGAGAUCGAGGACCAUGGCAGUGACGAGGAUGAGGAUGGUGCGCCGAAGGCGCGAGAAGGUUCACCAGAUGGUGGGAGUGACGACGACGAGAUCAUGGGCGAUUGAUUGCUGGGAUGGAAAAGGAGUCUCUCUACCUGUCUACGUGGGGACGUACUAUUGCGCUUUAUGCCAGGAAGACUCGCGUGCUGUAUGCUCUAUACGUCUACAUAGAUUCAUGGCGCGAUGGCUGGAUAGCUAGCUAUGUAGCCAGCUACACCGGCGGGCGCCGGUGUGCUGGCCUGACAGUCUUG